AUGUCUGUAGAAGGAGCAACAAAGUGCUCACACUAUCUCCCAGCGUCUGCGCCAGCUCAAGCGUGUGCCCCCGGAGUUGCUCCCUAUCGUGUUGCCAUUGGCGCUGCUGUCUACUCCUGCAGCAAGAAGCUGAUGACCGACAAGACCCUGCGUCUCUACCGCAACAGCCCCGAGAGCCGUGAGCACUAA
Messenger RNA from Penicillium egyptiacum, 189 nucleotides. Lineage: Eukaryota; Fungi; Ascomycota; Eurotiomycetes; Eurotiales; Aspergillaceae. The record is from the annotation of a GenBank genome assembly.